Messenger RNA from Ilyonectria robusta, 1818 nucleotides. RefSeq lists its product as uncharacterized. The record is from RefSeq and is a predicted model, not a curated record. The transcript has 6 exons. Bases 305 to 1777 code for a protein of 490 amino acids. NCBI's taxonomy places the organism in Eukaryota, Fungi, Ascomycota, Sordariomycetes, Hypocreales, Nectriaceae.
AAUUAAUGGAUUCAAGCAUGUGAACAUGACGUCGUCCUGCAAUUCAUAGGAGUUGGAAACAUGGGUGGCGGAACCACACCCCAACACUAUAGAGCCAAUUGUAAUUGACAUACGUACAUUGGUUGAUAACCUUCCAUCUGACUGUCGUCCCUGCUGGUAUUAUCUCUUCACAUGUCAAGUCUUGAUAGAACCCGCAUUUUUCGGCGCGAUGUGGGGUAAGUCGGCCGUCAAUGGUUCCCAACAAAUUGGGUUGGCCUAUUUAAUGGAAAUACCCUCAAGACAUGACUGAUAUGAAAUCUUCUUCAUGGCACAAUCGUCUGUCUGGAAGUACGCCUUCAUACGGACAUCCAUAUUCUUCCUGCACCUGGUGGCACCCUUCAGCAUAUUCUAUUCGCUGGUCAGCUCGCUAGUCGACCUUCCGAUCCGUAUCCCCCGCAUACUCGAAGUAUGGCUCGUUCUCGAGACGGUAUUCUACUGUGCUGUCUAUCUCCCGCGCAACGCCUACCUCCAGAGGGUCGCGACUCAUCCCACAACUGCGUCUCGCGAAGAUCGCCGGAAUCUGUUCUGGCGCUGCCACAGAAAUAUCCCAGAUCCGGACCAGUACUUGCAGAAAUGGUUCCGAAAUGCGCCACCUGCGGAGAUCAAGCGGGAAAACGUCAAGGACUUCUUCCGAUGGGCGUUCUUGAACACUGGAGAUUCUGACCUGGCACACGACGAGGAGCUGGAGGAGUACGCUGGAGAGAUGGAGAAGCUGCUAGGGAGGAAGCUGGAACCCGGGCACGGCAACGUUCAGUGCCUUAGAUUGACGCUUGAUAAGGUCGAGAUGUUACACCGCAGUUUGACUUGGUAUCUGUGUGUGUUUGUCGUUGAUACUAUAACGUCCGCCUAUAUGCACUAUCACUCCUUCGACUUCUACCGCACAUCGUUUCUCGCUAUUUUUCCUUUGCGUCCUCUCACUCUCUUAUCCACGUAUCGCUCCCCUGCGAAAACCCUCACGUACUGGUACCGGCCGCAUAUGUCUACAACGAAACUCCCCAUUCUGUUCAUCCACGGCAUCGGCAUUGGACUCUACCCAUAUAUCAAUUUCUUGGGCGAUCUUAGUGCCGCGGAUGCCAAGGAUCCGUCGGACGGACAGGUGGGGAUCAUUGCCAUAGAGAUCAUGCCUAUAAGCUCCAGGAUUACAGCCGAGGCACUGUUGAAAGAUGAGAUGUGCGAGGAGAUUAAUCGUAUAUUAAAGGCACAUGGGUGGAGUAGGAUUGUCCUCGUAUCACACUCGUAUGGAAGCGUGGUUGCUGCGCAUCUCCUUCACACUCCACAGAUUGCGCAGAAGAUUGGACCGAUUGUGUUUGUUGAUCCAGUGUCUUUCCUGCUACAUCUCCCUGAUGUAGCAUACAACUUUAUCUGUCGGAAGCCAGCCCAGGCUAAUGAACAUCUGCUCUCUUACUUCGGCUCCAAGGACAUGGGUGUCUCGCAUACAUUAUUUCGCCGCUUCUUCUGGGCUGAUAACGUCUUGUGGAAGGAAGACAUCCAGGGGCAUCGCGUGACUGUUGUGCUAGCUAGCAGCGACAUAGUAAUUGACACGAAAGCAAUUGGGGCGUACUUGACAGGCGCAGAUAAUUGGAUAUUAGAAACUAGUCACUGGGAAGAUGGAAUAUGGAAGGGCGAUGGGCUGGACGUGCUAUGGUUUCAAGAUUUGGAUCACGGACAAGUUUUUGAUACGAGUAGUAGGAGAGGAAGGUUGGUGGAUAUUGUCAGGAGGUUCUGUGUUGAAAGAUAACUGCAUGUUAGUGCUAGGGGCCCGAUGAGAGAUGUUCACGU